This is a messenger RNA of Darwinula stevensoni, 2665 nucleotides long. The record is from the annotation of a GenBank genome assembly. Lineage: Eukaryota; Metazoa; Arthropoda; Ostracoda; Podocopida; Darwinulidae.
CCGUCCAAGACCGACGACGCAUCGCCCGCGUCCGGCGCUUCCAAGCCGGAAGCAGCAGACGACGAUUGCGAUGCCCGGAAGAGAGAACCGACGUCCCUGGUCGCGUCGAAGAAGACCGACGAGAACCCGGAGAUCAGCUCUCCGAGGAUCUCGUCGACGGUGGACUCCCCGACGGAGAAGGCAGACCCCGCUCCCGCGAUCGAAGAACCGGAAGCGAAGGCCCAGCAAGUCCCCGUGAUCCAGCACAAUCCCUUCCCCCCUUGCUACGACUCGGACUCGGACGAACCCCUGGACCUCCGACCGAGCAAUCACAGGACGGAGACGGACGACCGGCGCUGUGGGUUCCAGGCCCCGAAACCAAAGAGACGCUCCGACCCGGGUCCACUGCCUCCGUUCUCGGACACCCUGCGAAGCAUCUACGGAGUCCGGGGAAAGGAACCGCAGCAGCCUCUAGUCCUGAAGAGAUCCGCGUCUCCGCCUCUCGAAGACGACCACGAUCUUCCGCCGAAGGUGAGGUUCGGCCCGUACUCGGAGCAUCCGGGUCCGCCACCGCAAGACCGCGGCUUCCCCAUCAACUACAUGAAGAAACUGACCAUCUCGGAACCGGAAGCGGGUCCACCUUCGCCCUCGCCGGGUCGAGGGAUUUCCGGUCCCAUGGAACCCGACGUGGGUCCCCCGCAGCCAGAGAGCUUGAAGAACGCGAUCGGGAGACCCACGCUGCAGGGAGUUCCGCCCAUUCCAGGCCUCUUCGGCGGGCUGAGACGAAGAUCCAGCGUGGAACUGCCGAAACUGUACGAGGCGAUCCGGCGAGCCCAGGAAGAGAAACGAAAAUGGAUCCGACCGCCCGGCCACAAGACCGGGAAAAACGUGUUCGAAGGCCUCGGAGACGCCCCGAGAGCGAAAGGACGAACGGACAUGAGCGGGGGCGGAUGGUCGGGAUUCAACGGCUUCGGCGGUAGUCCCGACCCCGGCGACCCAUUCGGCGGAUGGCCGAGUCAACUGCCCUUCCCGGACGACGACCUGUUGGGUUCGCUGACGCUUCAGUUACCGAACGGCGGGUCCGGAUACGGUUCCCAUUCCGAAGGAAGCCCCUUACAAGCAUGCCAACCGUUCGAUCUGCCGCCGGCCCAGCCGACGCCGGCGAUGGAGGUUCCGGCCGCCAACAUCCCCGUGUUGCCGCCCUUGAAGCCACCGGACGUGAGCUCCAGCCUGACCGCUCUCCAACCCGUGACCUCGGUUCCCCCCAUGACCCCCGUCAGCCCCCUGCCCGCCCAGCCCAUGCCCCAGCAUCCGUCCCCGCAGAACCCCCCCUCCCACACCCCCCACCAGCAGCAGCAGCCCCACCAGAGCCACCAGACCCAGGCCAAACACGAGGACUUCGGCGACCCGCUGUCGCCUCAAGUGAGCUCCACGACUUCCAUGGAUGUGACUUCCAGCAAGGACAUGAGAAACGUCCCUUCGCUCUCCGUCCGCGUCUCCAUCCUUCAACAACGGUUCGGUAAUUUAGUGGAUUCUUCAAUAAAUGACGUUGACGCGUUCCAGCUUGGGAUCCCCCCGAACGUGCCUCUGGAAUUCGUGAACGGUGGGCACGGGAUCAAGAACCCGCUGAUGCCCCCCGAGAAAGGCGAGAUGGAGAAGAUGCCGCCCGUCGUCUGCGACGCCGACCCGAGCAAGUACGUCUGCCGGCUCUGCUCCAAGGUCUUCAGUCUCCAGAGACUCCUGAACCGGCACAUGAAGUGCCACUCGGACGUGAAGAGGUACCUCUGCACCUUCUGCGGCAAGGGAUUCAACGACACCUUCGACCUGAAACGUCACACCAGGACCCAUACAGGUGUGAGACCUUACAAGUGCGGCCUGUGCGAGAAGUCCUUCACGCAGCGCUGUUCUCUCGAGUCCCACUGCCUCAAAGUCCACGGCGUCCAGCACAACUACGCCUACAAGGAGAGGAGGAAUAAGGUGUACGUGUGCGAAGAAUGCGGACACACGACCCAGGAGCCCGAGGUUCAUUACGUGCAUUUGAAGGACAAUCACCCGUAUUCUCCGGCCCUCCUCAAGUUCUACGACAAGCGACAUUUCAAAUUCACCAACGGCAACUUCAGCAACAUUCUACUCCAAGUCCGGUCGUAGCAGACGGAAGUGGGGAGAGACGAUCGUCGGUGGGUGAAAUAAGAGAGAGGACAAUACGCUGACUAUUUUUCGUGUGUCGUCUUCGGUCCCUUGUCCGCAUUAUAAAAUGAACCUGAUCUCAGACUGUGAUCCCGGAAAAAGCCAAACUUGCUUUACGGAACGUAAAAGAAAAAUUUGGCGGCUUUAUGGAAGUAACCUUGCACUCCUUAACGGAGGGAGGAACUUAGAAAAAAGAAAAGUGUUGCAUCUAUGGCAUUAUGAAAUCAUUUGCACCCUGUCCCUUCUCACGUUGUUCUGGGUCGACUGGUUCUCUCGCAUGGGAAUUCUUUUUUGUUCUUGUUCUGAAAGAUGUACAGAAAGUACAGAGAUCCCCAUUAUUAUUAUUUCCAGUGAAUAGAUAGUACAAAUCUGUUCUGAUUGUACAUACAUACGGGUGGAGUGGAUGGGCAGUUUCUCUCCCCUUUUCCGGGCUAAUAGCAUUCAUCCAACAUGCAUGCUGUUAUUUGUGAUUCUCUCCCCCCCCCCCCCCUCCCUCCCC